AUGGCUGCCGAAGAAGUUCCCCUGCAAAACAGUGAGCUGUUCGAUGUCAGUGACUGCGUUGCGGUUGUCACUGGUGGUGGAACGGGGAUGGGCCUGAUGAUGGCAAAGGCACUCGAGGCUAACGGAGCCAAAGUCUACAUCCUGGGUCGACGGCUGGCAGUCCUUGAAGCUGCUGCUAAGCAAGCAACUUACGGCAACAUAUACCCCCUACAAUGUGAUAUCACAUCCAAGGAUGACCUAGAGACGGCGGUCGAACACAUUGCCAGCGAGGAUGGUUUCGUCAAUUUGGUAGUUAACAACGCUGGAAUCUCAACACCGAAUCUAGGCCCUCAGAGGACACGACCUAAUGCCAAAUGGAGCAUCACAGACUUGCGGAACUACUGGUUCAGCAAGCCCUCGUUCGAAGACUAUGCCAGAGUCCUCGAGGCCAACACCACCGCACCACUGAUGGUGACCUUUGCAUUCCUCGAGCUUCUUGAUCGUGGCAACCGUGUCCGCGCAGAGCAGGCAAAGGCAAACAGUGGCCGAUCAGACUACGUACGCAGCCAGGUCAUCAUGGUCAGCAGCGUUGGUGGGUUUGGUCGCGAUAAUUCGGCCUUCAUCUACGGCGCCAGCAAGGCCGGGACAACGCAGAUGACCAAGAACCUAUCAACAUAUCUCACGCCGUGGAAGAUUCGGGCGAAUGUACUAGCACCAGGAUAUUUCCACACGGAGAUGACCCAAGAUUUCUACAAGAGUACAGGAGGUCGAUUGCCGGCUACCAUGACUCCUGAAGAGCGAUUCGGAGACAUGCAAGAAAUUAGUGGGACACUUUUGUAUAUGGCCUCCAAGGCCGGGGCGUAUUGUAAUGGCUCAGUGAUGCUGUCUGAUGGAGGCUAUCUUGCAGUCCACCCAAGUGCCUAUUAA
Nannizzia gypsea CBS 118893 is the source of this 906-nucleotide messenger RNA. RefSeq names its product short chain dehydrogenase/reductase. NCBI's taxonomy places the organism in Eukaryota, Fungi, Ascomycota, Eurotiomycetes, Onygenales, Arthrodermataceae. The record is from RefSeq and is a predicted model, not a curated record. Gene Ontology annotation, molecular function: oxidoreductase activity. The transcript has 3 exons. The coding region runs from base 1 to 906 and encodes 301 amino acids.